CUUCCUCUAUACUAAUCCUCAAAGUACCAGCCAUGGCCACACUGACUAACAACGCCGCCGCCUCAGCUCUCGGAAAGCCCACCUCUCUCAUUUCCACCACCGCAACCAAACCCCUAUCUCAUAUCUCUUUCCCUCUCUCCCCAUCCAAAGCCCUAACCCUAACCGCCAAAACCACCUCAAUCAAAUCCGCCGCCGCAUCUUCCGAUCUGUCCACCACCACCGUCACCAGUCUCACCACCACCACCUCCAUCUCCACCUCCCCCCAAACCCUCAAGUCCCGCCUCCAAAAUGGCGACACUCUCUACGGCCUCUUCCUCCUCAGCUUCUCCCCCACCCUCGCCGAGAUCGCCGGCCUCUCCGGCUACGACUUCGUCGUCGUCGACAUGGAGCACGGCCCCGGCGGCAUCUCCGAAGCCCUCUCCUGCCUCCGCGCCCUCGCCGCCACCCAGACUCCGGCGAUUAUCCGGCUGCCGGAAACCUCUCCGGCGUGGGCCAAGAAGGCCCUCGAUCUCGGCCCUCAGGGGAUCAUGUUCCCGAUGAUCGAGAGCUCCAAGGAGGCCGAGAAGGCCGUCUCCUACUGCCGCUUUCCUCCCGCCGGCAUCCGCGGCUCCGCCCACACCGUCGUGCGCGCCUCCAGGUACGGCAUCGACGAGGGGUAUUUAAGUAAUUACGAGGACCAGUUGCUCAUCAUGUGCCAGGUGGAGAGCGAGGAGGGCGUGAAGAGGGCGGAGGAGAUCGCGGCCGUUGAAGGGGUGGACUGCGUGCAGAUGGGGCCGUUGGAUCUGAGCGCCAGCAUGGGGUACCUGUGGGACCCGGGGAACAAGAAGGUCCGCAAGGCGUUGAAGGCUGCCGAGAAGGCCGUGCUGGGCAGCGACCCUCUCGUGGGUGGGGCCUACUUAGGCGGGUUCGCUAUGCCCCACGAUGGGCCCCAGGAGCUGAGGACACGUGGCUACCAUGUGGUGUCGGGCUCCGUCGACGUCGGGCUGUUUAGGAGCGCGGUGGUGGAGGACGUGAGGAGGUUUCGGGCGAGCUUGAUGAAGGGCUCGGAUGAUGAGGAGGAGCACGGUAAUGUUGCGGAGGAGAAGUACUGGAGCGAAUGAUGGGUAAAUUGAAGCAGUGGUUUUUGUGGUGUUUUUUCAUAAUAAAAGGUUAAUUUGCCGGCUUGUGCUAUGUAA
This is a messenger RNA of Argentina anserina (silverweed cinquefoil), 1175 nucleotides long. RefSeq lists its product as uncharacterized. The coding region runs from base 33 to 1100 and encodes 355 amino acids. Gene Ontology annotation, molecular function: aldehyde-lyase activity. The transcript has a single exon. Gene Ontology annotation, cellular component: cytoplasm. Lineage: Eukaryota; Viridiplantae; Streptophyta; Magnoliopsida; Rosales; Rosaceae. The record is from RefSeq and is a predicted model, not a curated record.